AUGUCGGGGACGGUCUCGUGCGCGCCUGAGGCGUUUCUCUUCGGCAUGCUCGGUGCCGCUGGGUCCCUGGCAUUCGCCAACAUCGGCGCUGCCUUCGGAACGGCGAAGGCCGGUGUGGCAGUGGCGCAUCUCGGCAUUGUGCAGCCCGGGCGCGUGAUGCGGGGUAUCGUGCCUGUGGUGAUGGCGGGUAUUUUGGGCAUCUACGGCCUUAUUGUCUCCGUAAUAAUCAGCAACAACAUGAAGACGACCGGAUACAUGUUGUUCUCGGGCUACAUGCACCUUGGCGCGGGCCUGGCAGCGGGCAUCGCAUCCCUUGCCGCCGGCUACGCCAUCGGCAUUGUCGGUGACAUUUGCUGCUACGCGUACGCCAAGACGGAGAAGAUAUUUGUGCCGAUGAUUCUUAUGCUCAUCUUUGCCGAGGCCCUCGGCCUCUACGGCCUCAUCAUCGCCCUGCUGAUGAACAACCGCGCCACGGCGGUCACUACGGCUUGUGUGUAG
Messenger RNA from Trypanosoma rangeli, 498 nucleotides. RefSeq names its product putative vacuolar ATP synthase 16 kDa proteolipid subunit. Bases 1 to 498 code for a protein of 165 amino acids. NCBI's taxonomy places the organism in Eukaryota, Euglenozoa, Kinetoplastea, Trypanosomatida, Trypanosomatidae. Gene Ontology annotation, molecular function: proton-transporting ATPase activity, rotational mechanism. The transcript has a single exon. Gene Ontology annotation, biological process: proton transmembrane transport. The record is from RefSeq and is a predicted model, not a curated record. Gene Ontology annotation, cellular component: proton-transporting V-type ATPase, V0 domain.